Molecule: messenger RNA, 3261 nt
Organism: Pimephales promelas (fathead minnow)
Lineage: Eukaryota; Metazoa; Chordata; Actinopteri; Cypriniformes; Leuciscidae
Source: RefSeq, a predicted model, not a curated record
UUCUCGGACACAUUUCUAACCGGCAUGCAUCUCGCGCUGAUCACCGGUGAUCGAUUCUGCGCAGAAUUUGCUCAUCUCAAACAAGCCUUAUUACUUUCUCUUUGACGUCGACGCGUCGAGCAGUAUUGUUGUAUGAAGACCUACAAUGAUUUGUGGUGAAAAUGGAGCUCAGCUGGCUAUUAUUGUUCUGGUGUUUGCUCGACCGUGGGGCGUCUGGUGUUGAUACAGAUGGAGUGUCAGUGAUGGAGGGAGAUCCAGUCACUCUAAACACUGGUGUUCAAACAAGCCAACAAGACAGAAUUAGAUGGUAUUAUAAUGACAUCCGCAUCGCUCAAAUCAAUAGAGACCAGAGUAAGAUCUGUACAGAUGUUCAGUGUAAUGAAGAUACUGAGAGAUUCAGAGACAGACUGAAGCUGGAUCAUCAGACUGGAUCUCUGACCAUCAUGAACAUCACAAACACACAUGCUGGAGUGUAUAAACUAUGGAUCACCAGCAACAGCGACAGUGAAAAGAUCUUCAAUGUUUCAGUUCAAGGUGUUUCUGCUGCUGAACGAGAAGAAGUGAAGAGAAAGGAGGGAGAAUCUGUCACGUUAUAUACUGGUGUACUAACAAAACCAAUUCAUUUUACGACAUGGUAUUUUAACGACAUUCCCAUCGCUGAAAUGACUGGAGAUCAGAGUAAGAUCUGUACAGAUGUUCAGUGUAAAGAGAGAUUCAGAGACAGACUGAAGCUGGAUCAUCAGACUGGAUCUCUGACCAUCACACACACCAGAACUGAAGACUCUGGAGAAUAUAAACUACAGAUCAGCAGCGACAGCAGUCGUCAUCGACGCAGCAUCAUUAAGAGAUUCAGUGUUUCUGUCACCGAUUCAGGUUCAUCUUCAGCUGUUAUAGCAGGAAUGAGUGCUGUUGUUGUUCUGCUGUUUGUGACUGUAGCAGUCGCUGUGAUUUGCUAUCGCCCCAGGAGAUCUGCACAAAUAGGAAAAUAUGAAGAUGACGAGGCGUCCUGUGAGAAGAACAAGCCUCUACUAACAGGUGAUCCUAAUGAAGCAACAAAUGAUCAGAACGAGCCUCUGUCAAUGACCGUCCUUAAAGUGGCGACCGAUGAUCAGAAAGAGUCUCUGCAGACGGCUGUCUCUACAGUGGUGUCCGAAGGUCAGAAAGAGUCUCUGCAGACGCCUGUCCCUACAGUGGUGUCCGAAGGUCAGUCUCUGCAGACGUCUGACUCUACAGUGGUGUCCGAAGGUCAGUCUCUGCAGACGUCUGACUCUACAGCGGUGGCCGAAGGUCAGUCUCUGCAGACACCUGACUCUACAGUGGUGUCCGAAGGUCAGUCUCUGCAGACGUCUGACUCUACAGCGGUGUCCGAAGGUCAGUCUCUGCAGACACCUGACUCUACAGCGGUGUCCGAAGGUCAGUCUCUGCAGACGUCUGACUCUACAGCGGUGUCCGAAGGUCAGUCUCUGCAGACGUCUGACUCUACAGCGGUGUCCGAAGGUCAGUCUCUGCAGACGUCUGACUCUACAGCGGUGUCCGAAGGUCAGUCUCUGCAGACGUCUGACUCUACAGCGGUGGCCGAAGGUCAGUCUCUGCAGACACCUGACUCUACAGUGGUGUCCGAAGGUCAGUCUCUGCAGACGUCUGACUCUACAGCGGUGUCCGAAGGUCAGUCUCUGCAGACGUCUGACUCUACAGCGGUGUCCGAAGGUCAGUCUCUGCAGACGUCUGACUCUACAGUGGUGUCCGAAGGUCAGUCUCUGCAGACGUCUGACUGUACAGCGGUGUCCGAAGGUCAGUCUCUGCAGACGUCUGACUCUACAGCGGUGUCCGAAGGUCAGUCUCUGCAGACGUCUGACUCUACAGCGGUGUCCGAAGGUCAGUCUCUGCAGACGUCUGACUCUACAGUGGUGUCCGAAGGUCAGUCUCUGCAGACACCUGACUCUACAGCGGUGGCCGAAGGUCAGUCUCUGCAGACACCUGACUCUACAGCGGUGUCCGAAGGUCAGUCUCUACAGACGUCUGACUCUACAGCGGUGUCCGAAGGUCAGUCUCUGCAGACGUCUGACUCUACAGUGGUGUCCGAAGGUCAGUCUCUGCAGACGUCUGACUCUACAGCGGUGUCCGAAGGUCAGUCUCUGCAGACGUCUGACUCUACAGUGGUGUCCGAAGGUCAGUCUCUGCAGACGUCUGACUCUACAGUGGUGUCCGAAGGUCAGUCUCUGCAGACGUCUGACUCUACAGUGGUGUCCGAAGGUCAGUCUCUGCAGACGUCUGACUCUACAGCGGUGUCCGAAGGUCAGUCUCUGCAGACACCUGACUCUACAGCGGUGGCCGAAGGUCAGUCUCUGCAGACACCUGACUCUACAGUGGUGUCCGAAGGUCAGUCUCUGCAGACGUCUGACUCUACAGCGGUGGCCGAAGGUCAGUCUCUGCAGACACCUGACUCUACAGUGGUGUCCGAAGGUCAGUCUCUGCAGACACCUGACUCUACAGUGGUGUCCGAAGGUCAGUCUCUGCAGACGUCUGACUCUACAGUGGUGUCCGAAGGUCAGUCUCUGCAGACACCUGACUCUACAGUGGUGUCCGAAGGUCAGUCUCUGCAGACACCUGACUCUACAGUGGUGUCCGAAGGUCAGUCUCUGCAGACGUCUGACUCUACAGCGGUGUCCGAAGGUCAGUCUCUGCAGACGUCUGACUCUACAGUGGUGUCCGAAGGUCAGUCUCUGCAGACACCUGACUCUACAGUGGUGUCCGAAGGUCAGUCUCUGCAGACACCUGACUCUACAGUGGUGUCCGAAGGUCAGUCUCUGCAGACACCUGACUCUACAGUGGUGUCCGAAGGUCAGUCUCUGCAGACGGCUGUCCCUACAGUGGUGUCCAAAGGUCUGAAAGAGUCUCUGCCGAAAAAAAAGAAAAAAAAGUAAGGUACCAGAGACUCGACUGCUGUCGCUCCAGUGGCGUCUAACCAUCUGGCGUCUAGCAGCAGUAAAUACAAGAAUGCUUGAGGUUUUCCAGUAUGUAAUGGUGGAGGGAUUAUUACACUAGUUGACUCAAGAAAGCAACAUUGCAGGAUUAUUUUUUUCCUAGUGUUACCAUUUCUUUAAUCAUUGUCAGGUACACCGAAGACCCCAUAAUGCACUGAUCUGCUGUAAUCAAAUCUUAAAGGGGACAUGUCAUGCAAAAUCCCCUUUUUUAGCCCUUAAAUGCAUUUUGUUGUAUAUUUGGAGUGUUUAUAAGUACAGAAAAGAUGAAAUUUUUCUC